Paramormyrops kingsleyae is the source of this 4159-nucleotide messenger RNA. The record is from RefSeq and is a predicted model, not a curated record. Lineage: Eukaryota; Metazoa; Chordata; Actinopteri; Osteoglossiformes; Mormyridae.
AACAUCCUUUGUUUAGCUGGCUAGCUAGUUGUACAGGCGAAAGAUGUCGGCCUGGUCUGAGGAGACGGAGGGUCCAAAUGACGUUGUCGGUGAAUUGCACCCUCCAGAACACAGAAUCCGUUCAGCCGUGUGGACACAUUUUGGAUUCAGAAAAAAAGACGGAGUUAUUAUUAAGAGCGACUGGCCAAUUUGUAGAGCAUGUGGCAGAGCCAUACCGACCAAAGCAGGUAGCACAUCAAACCUUAUACACCAUCUGAGAGAGCGACAUCCGUCACGUUACGCCGCAAUGCAAAACAUGAAACAUCCUGAACUUUUGGUGAAGUCAGAACCCAUUGAUGACCCAGUCACCCCUAACCAAACUGUUAUAGAUACUAUGCCAGCUGAAGCUGAAACCAGCUCUAAAUGGGAACCAAUGGAUAGUCGUCAAGUUGCUCUUACAGACAGCAUUGUGACAUACAUUGUAAAUGGACUCCUUCCCCUCUCUACUGUAGAAAAUAAGGAUUUCAUCGCAGUUUUGCAGUUGGCUGAACCAUUAUUCAUAAUGCCUUCUCGGAGAGACCUCACCGAGAACCUCAUUCCUCAGCGCACCACUUCUGUAAAAUAUCAUUUAAUUAAUCAGAUGCAUAAUGCCUACAAUAUUUGCCUGACAGUGGAUCUAUGGUCAAACCGAUCCAUGAGAUCAUUUUUUGGCAUGACGGGUAAUUUCAUGUCAAAUUUUACAUUGCAGAAUGUAACAUUGAGUUGCCAGCGAUUCAAAGGAAGACUUACAGCGGAGAACAUUUGUGGAAUGUAUGAGGAUAUUUUAUCAACUUAUGACAUUAAGAACAAAGUAUCAUUCAUUGUUACUGAUAGUGCAUCUAACCUGAUAAAGGCAUUCAACCUCUUCCCACCAAUAACUAAUAUUGAUGGUGAAGAGGAGGAACAGGAUGACACAUCUGAUCUUCAUGUGGUGAACAUUGAUGAGGAGAUAAUGUACUUCCCUCCAGAAAGAAGUCCAUGCUUUGUCCACACAUUGCAACUUGUGGUUCGUGAUGCCCUGGAUCAAGUUGGUUCUGUGAAAAACUUGCUAGACAAAAUCCAAAAACUUGUGUCUUUCUGCCAUAAGUCUCCAGUCGCUACUGAGAUUUUAGGAGAUCACAAGAUUUAUCCUGGGAAUGCUGCCCGUUGGAAUAGCCAGUUGAAGAUGCUGAAGUCGGUCCUUAACAUUCCCAGUUAUGUCCUUGCUCAGCUACAGUGCUCUGUCCAGCUAUCGUCCACUGAAUUUAAAAUCAUACAGGAAUUAUGUGUGGUGCUGGAGCCCUUUGAGGAAGUGACAGAUAGGUGUCAGGUAGAGAAAGUAGUAACCUCCAGCUUGGUGAUUCCAUGUGUUCGAGGUUUAAGGCAUGCAGUCAAAAACAUGAAGAUGACUGGCAACAACAACUUGGUGUCCAUUCUCCAGAGCUUGGUUGAGAAGCAUCUUGCAAAAUUUGAAGACAUUCAGUGCUUUCAGAUGGCUUCCACUCUUGACCCAAGAUUCAAACUGGACUGGUGUACUGGUGAAGAAGUAAACACCAUAAAGGAUCUCCUCAUAGGAAAAGUUGAGUGUCUCUCUCCAAAAUUCAGUGCUGGCUAUAGUGACUGGACUGCCCAACCAGUGAAACGUCCCAAACUCUUUUCCUACAUGGAGAGCCAAACUAGUCCAUCAGAUAUCGCUAAAGCUACUCGUGAUGUCAUUGUAUACUUGAGUCAACCAUGUUUAGCAGAGGAUGCUGACCCUUUGGCCUACUGGAAAGGAAACCAAACCAGCUUUCCUGAGCUAGCACAACUUGCCUACACCUGGACACCUGUAUUGAAGUGAGCUGAUGGCAUACUGGAAGUGGUCGAGCGGAUCAUGGACAAGCGGAAGAGCAAGAAGGGCAGGGUGGAGUACCUGGUACGCUGGCGGGGCUACAGCUACGAGGGCGACACGUGGCAGCCGGAGAUGCACCUGUCCAACUGCAUGGAGUUCAUCCACGAGUUCAACCGGCUGCAGGGUGAGCUACAGCAGGACGGGCCCCCCCCCCACUCUGGGCCUGGUGCCGCUAAUAAUGCCCGCAAGCAGAUCUGCAGGCCGCAGCCCAGCGAUGGCCCCAGGGCUGCCUCUUCCAGUCUCGCUACUGUCCCCUCUGUUCUGAAGCAGCAACAGCAGCUUCUGUUGCCUGCCUCCGGCGACUUGAACGGUAAAUCGGAUGCACAGCAUCUCCCGCCUGCUGCGAAGUACCACCGCCUGGCUGAGACAGCCCCGGGAAUGGUCGGAAUGCACGGUGUGGGCACCGGCUGCCGGAGCAUGGACCUCACAAGGUCUGGCAUCAAGAUCUUGGUGCCCAAGAGCCCUAUGAAGAGCCGUGUUGCUGGCGAGAUGUCGCCCAGCGAGGCUGCCCACAGCCUCCAGCAGGCAGGCCAGGAGCCCGACUCUGUGCCCCCAGAGGUAUCCCUGCUAGAAAAGCCUGUGGGGGCCCUGCUGGGGCCCAGGGAUGAGAGAGCCCGCAUGGGCACACGGCCACGGACCCAAACCAUGCUCCCCCCACCUCAGGUCCCCAUCACAACCGCUGCAGUGAAGUCCCUCAAUGGCAAAGGUUCGUCCUCCUUCAUGGAAGCUUUAGCAGCUAAUGGCUCAGUGAGCCAACAGAGCACCCCCAUGGGGUCGCUGGGUGUGGCGCCCAAGCGGCGCUUUGAGGAGCGCUCGGCCUUCGACAGACGGCUGCGCUUCAGCGUACGGCAGACGGAGAGUGCCUACCGCUACCGCGACAUCGUGGUGAAGAAGCAGGUUGGCUUCACGCACAUCCUGCUUUCCACCAAGUCCUCAGAGAACAACUCGCUGAACCCCAAUGUGAUGCGGGAGCUGCAAGGCGCCAUGAGCUCAGCGGCGGUGGACGACAGCAAACUGGUGCUGCUCAGCGCAGUGGGCAGUGCUUUCUGCUUUGGCCUGGACUUCGUCUACUUCAUCCGGAAGCUCACAGACGACAGGAAGAGAGAAAGCUCCAAGAUGGCCGAGUCCAUCCGGACUUUCGUGAACACCUUCAUCCAGUUCAAGAAGCCCAUUGUGGUAGCGGUGAAUGGGCCGGUGGUGGGCCUGGCUGCUGCCAUCCUGCCACUGUGUGACGUUGUCUGGGCCAACGAGAAGGCCUGGUUCCAAACACCCUACAGCACCUUCGGCCAGACGCCUGAUGCCUGCUCCUCCAUCACCUUCCCUCGCAUCAUGGGCUUGGCCUCCGCCAGCGAGAUGCUGCUGAGUGGCCACAAGCUGACAGCCCAGGAGGCCUGCACCAAGGGCCUGGUGUCCCAGGUCUUCUGGCCAGGGACAUUCAUGCAGGAGGUCAUGGUGCGCAUUAAGGAGCUAGUCUCUUGUAAUUCCUUCGUAAGUCAUUAAUCGUUCAAUUUGUUUUUGUAUUCUUUUGUGACUCUUGCUUUUCCUCACAGCCUCACAAAGAUUGUGCUCAUGUUUUUCUUCUUUUGUCCAAUGUCUGUUUUCUAAUUAUUAAUUGCUUAAAUGCCACAAAAAAUCUCCCUUAUGUAACUAGAUACAGCUCCAGUGGAGAGCAGAAAUUAUAUUAACUAAAGUGAACAUAACUUAAGCAGAAUGUCUUGUCAGUUUUAUGAAACAACAUUAAUGUCAGGGUGACCUUUGCUGGUCUGUAUCCCCUGAUCAGCCCAUGACUCCUCACCAUUAAUAGUGAGAGAUAUUUUAAUGCUUUCAAUUCACUUUUUAUAUAGAAAAGGGGAAUUUAUGAAUUGCAUAAUCCACUUUAAGGUGUUCUCUAAGGUUUUGAUUUUUAUAGCUUUUAUUUGUCAUACAUUUAGGCAUUUUUCACCAGUCAGUGUAUCUUGCUGAAAGGUAACAGCACGUGUGCAUCAUAGAAGCAUCCAUGCUCCUUAGACAGGAAAUGGCUUCCUCUGGGUCAUUGCUGUAAAGACAGAGGCUAACCACCUUCCUGUAGCGCGCGCACGCACACACACACACACACACACACACACACACACACACACACACACAAAUACACACACUAAAUAUUCUUCCAUAUUUUGAGCAUAUUGUUCAUAUAUCUUUUUAAAGCAACACCAUUCCGAAUACAAGUGAAAUUGGCCUCGCUUUGACAUUAAUGAAUAUACACUCACCUAAAGGAUUAUUAGGAACACCAUA